AUGGUUAUGGCUGACAAAUAUCCGGCGGUAGAGGACGAGAACCACCAGGCGGUGGCAACAACCAGCCUAGCUGGUGAUGCACGGGGCGACCUCGACGGUAAAGCUGAAGCAUCAAUUGGUAGCUGCACUGUGUUCGGGAGCUCUUGGACAGGUGUGGAUGCAGAGCAGCAGCACCAACAUUUUGCGACUGCUGCCAAGGCUGAGCAGGAAAGUCCUCGGACACAUGGUGAAUCUUGCACCUUCCCGCCGCAGUCUGCAUUUUCUGCGCCAGAUCUGUUCGAGACCCUUUCUCUCUCCGCGAAAUACGUCAUGAGCCGGCAGCUCCGCAAUCUGAUUCGGGACGCGAAAAAGCUGCCGCAGACAACAACCUCUGCGGGAAACACCAGCAACGCGUCGUCCACCUCUUCGUCUAAAGAAAACAAGGCGUCCUACUUCAAGAAAAAACACAAGCUUCUCCAAGCGCAUUACGACGAUUUGCAGCAGAAGCAGGUCCAGGCGGAGGCGAAAAUCAAAAUCUUGCACGAGGAGGUGGAAAAGUUGAGGCUCGAAAAGGACAAAUCCGAGCAGAGAAAAACACUACUUGAAAACUUGAACGAAAACUUGAACAAGGACUACAAAAUAGCAUUCGAAAGCCACGAGGCUGUGAUCAAGGAGGAGCAGGAAAAGCGGCAGGCACUCUCCGAGGAAGUAAACGCGAAGUUGGCCGCGGUGAAAAAGUGCAUGUUUGAACAAGCUUUAUCCGAUGAAAAACUUUUUGUGGCGUCUGGGAGUGGCUGCUACGAGAGUUCUUGAGAUUCCUGUUUGCAAGAACCUUGUAUGGUACUUAGUACCCUACAUGAGAAUACUAGAUUUUGAGAUACACGUGCGAUCAUGAUGUUCGCAUCGAGUAUUGAUGCGAAAUGCUUGUCCUUGUGCUGUAAAUCCUUCUACAUCUACAGCACCAGAAGGAGCUAGCGUCUGCUGCAUGGAAAACUGCUAAGUAUAGACACUGCUACUGCCACUUACGGUUUUUCCUGCGAUACCCAGAGCAGAAGAAAAUCAAGUUUCAGGAGACCGACAGGUUACGGGAGAGAUUCCGCAUCGCGUGCGAAGCCUACAAUGCGGAGCAGCCUGUCGCGCCGAAAGCCAGGAAAGCAAAAGCUGAAGGCACGAGUCAAGAUGGAAAAGGUAAAGCUGAAGAAGCUUCCGGGGCGGGGAAGAGAAAAUUAGACGACAACGACGUGGAUGCAGAAGCGACGAGAGUAGAAGAUAUUGUCGAGCAACAAGGCGAAGCUCGUGACAACACCACCAGCAGUAGUGCAGCGCAAGAAGCAGCAACAUCCUCUCCUCGGAUUGCGGCGAAGAUUGUGGGAGGCAAGCCAAUCGACGAGGUGCCCGUCACACAUGAAGAAGAAAAAGAAGGCAUUGACGUCGACGGCGAACAAGGAAGAAAAAGCUGCAGUGCCGAUGAAGGAGCCCAUGACCCUGACCAAGAACCCAAACUACAACCUCCACCGGAACCGAGCCCGGAAGAGGCACGCAUUCUCGACAUUCAGACUCGCAUGGCGGAAGCGACAACCAGGUUGAAACAAACGAAGAUUCGGGUUCUGCAGGAGGAGAAGAGAAGUAUCGAACUCGACCAGCUGAAGGCGGCACUGAUCGAGCAAGAGACGGAAUUUAUGGGAAUGAUUUGAAAGGAAGCUUUGAUUUGUCGCUGUGUGUCUAUGCAACGAGCAACGAGGACAUCACUGAUUCAUGAAGAAAUGUGGACGCGCUUGUUGCGCACGAAUAAUGUUGUACUUAUCGAAACCGAAGUUUGAGUUUGAGUACAUCAUGUUCUGUCCUUGAUGCUGGAACGGACUUUCUGCAGCAGAGCGCAAAUUGAUAGGAUAUUUCAGUUCCAUACGCAACUCUACGCGAACGAAAUCAUUUCAAGAAACAGCUGCUAAGAGCAAGCAAACAUUGCAAAAAUACAAGCGCGAGGUACAUCCAGCGUAGUUUUAAUGACUUUCAAUUUGUCGUGUGCGAUUCUUAAAUCCGGAGAAACCUUUCCUCUUUCUUUGCACAUCCAUCUCUGUGUUUUUUUGUGAAGGAAGACCAAUGAAGAAAAUCAUGCAAAUAAGGUUGCGACGCUCCGCCGAGACUGCCAACAAGCGGAAACAGCAACGCGAAAGCUGAAGGGGAGCGGCGUCAUAGGCAGCGACGUCGACGAAUACAAUAAGCUUGUCCUGCAGGUCGAGGGCCUGGAGAAGCAGCUUGCUUUAACGAAGCGACCCCCGGGUGUGCUGGAAGCUGAGAAGGACGGCGGAACACUAGGAGGUGCGUGCAGCGGUGGUGACGGUGAAACAAGCGUUGCAGAUGGGGGUAGAAGUAACGCGACGGGUGCAGCAACUGCAAGCGACAUGGUCCUCGAUCGUGAAAAUAUAGUUGGUCACAAUAGUAACUACGCUUCUACUUCAGCACAGGGUGCAACACGUAGCGCCGGUGAGAAAGCCGAACGAAGCGGAAUAAAAGCACUGCAGACGAUCAGUCCUGGAACGUGCGUAUCCACGAGACUAUGACUUCUAGACACUGGAGGCUGAUCUGCGAAAUUUUUCAUGAGCCUAAGCAUUGAAGAUGAAAAACACAUUUCUUCGUCCUUACACAGGAGAGACGAACAAAAAUGAAGUAGUUUAGAGAUCAUGCCUUCUUUAGUCAGACACUCUUUUGUCGCCUGCAUAAGAAACCAGUGGCGGAUCAUCGCCGUCGCAUGAGAAGGACGAUCGGAGGACGGAGUCGUGAGCUGGUGUGGUUCAUCUCCUGCCGUAUACGGAGAGGCUCGUGGUCUCUUUUCGCAGUCUUCAAUGCGCCUGACUAGUACGGGGUAGCGCGCGCACUGCAAAAUAGAGCUACAUCUGAAUGGGGUUACACAAACGAAGGCAAUUGUUCCGCUUCCGUUGAGGCACAAAAGGCACGGAGGAGGAAUCAUCUUCGAGCACAAAGUAAGACUAAGACGCAACUUCAAUUGCAAGAGCUGUUUAUAAUUUCCAGUGGUUUCUGACGUAAACCUAAAUACCGAAACGGAAUAUGGAGUCACAGACGGCGGGUCGGUGCACAUGCUUAUCGUCGAUUAUGUUCGGGUUAUUCAUCCCUGCUUCAACCAGCACGGGCGUUGAGCUCCGAAUUGUAAAGCAACCCGUGAGCCAAAAGGUAUGCUUCUCACUUUCCAGAUCCAGAGCAAAAGCGUGCGUUGUUGGUCGAGUGAUUUUUUCCUCAGUACAACAGUAGCAAAAAUCCAGUUGCUUGCCACUUUUGUGGAGAGUCUGGGCGAGAGCUUGUGGCCGGCCUUUCCAUGGUGUCGAGUGAAAGGGUGAGCGAACAGAUUCAAGUUGCAGUGAACAUUAAAUGUCGUGGCAUCCACCUUCUUUUUGUUAAGAGGGUGACGAAAUAAUGUAGUUGUCCGACUAGGUCCGGAUAGGAUGUCUGCCACCCACCUAGCUGUGCCGGUGGGCGAGAGGUGCGCAGGCUCAAAGUAAAUCUAAACUAUGACGAAAGCGGCGCAGUUCGUC
This is a messenger RNA of Amoebophrya sp. A120, 3527 nucleotides long. The record is from the annotation of a GenBank genome assembly. NCBI's taxonomy places the organism in Eukaryota, Dinophyceae, Syndiniales, Amoebophryaceae.